AGUGGUCAUUUAAUGAAAACGGGCCCUGAGGACAAAAUAGUAUUAUUACAUCCACUAGAUAUAUAAUUAGAUACACUUGACACGAGCAAAAAGGAAAGAAAAUUACUAGUUACUUCUCCAUUUCCAAAAUUACUAGUUACCGAUAUUCCCAAUGAUUUAAUUAUCCGCCGCUGGUCAUCGGUCAUUCCAAUUUCCACAUGCCGCAUUCCUCGCCUUAAUUUUCAUAAUCAGCAUCUCCAGCAGCUCGCCAAUACAAAAUUGUCAACCUCCAUUUAGUCCAAACCCUAAACAUAACUAGUCAACUUAAUCCAACUGUACGUCCUUCCUCCUCCGGCCAUGGCCGGUAAGCCAAAAGAGAAGCAUUUCACCCACCUCUCAAUCCCCAAACCCCAGCUCCUCUUCACCCUCCUCUUCUUCUUCCUUUGGCUCAUCUCCCACCUUAUAUUUUACACCUCUUCUUCAGCUCCUUCUAAUGCUGCACUGUUUCCAGCAGAGGAUAAAAAAUGCGACCCCGACAUCGCACCAUUGUACAUCGUCCCCCUUCCGUCUCGCUUCAACUCCGACCUCCUCGUCCAAUGCAACAAUCUCAGUCCUUACACCGACAUGUGCCCCCAUGUCGCCCACCGUGGCCUCGGCCAACCACUCUCCCCUUCCUCCACAUCAUGGUACGCCACCCACCAGUUCAUCGCCGAGCUCAUCUUCCACGCCCGCGUCGAAAACCACCCGUGCCGUACCCAAGACCCUUCCACCGCCCAACUCUUCCUCCUCCCUUUCUAUGCCGGCCUCUACGGCUCUUCCCAAUUCUCCCAAACCAACCUUACUCUACGCGACUCACUCGCUCUCGACUUCGCAUCUCUCCUCCCCUUUCUCCCCACCUGGCCCCGCCGCCUUGGCCGCGAUCACUUCCUAGUCAUCGGCCGCACAUCCUGGGACUUCAUGCGCCCACCUCCCUCCACACCUGACUUCGGCGCCAACCUCCUCUUGCUCCUCCCCGAGACCCAAAACAUCUCCGUCCUCACCGUCGAACGCAUCCCCUGGAUCCCCCACAACCACUACGCUAUCCCUUACCCCUCUUAUUUCCAUCCUUCCACCGCCACCGAGGUUGCCGCGUGGCGUGCAUCCGUCCUAGCUCAUCCACGCACCCAUCUCUUCGCCUUUGUCGGCGGGCCACGACCGCCGAAUCUGGAGAAGGCCGCCGCCCGCGCUAGCAUUCUACGUCAAUGUGCCGCCUCCCCGACGCGCUGCAUCACAGUCGAGUGCCGGCCAGACGACCCGUCUACUUGCCACGACCCCAACCGCGUCCUCACCGUCAUGCGCCGUGCCGAGUUCUGCAUGCAACCACCGGGGGACUCCUUUUCGCGCCGAUCCGUGUUCGACGCAGUGCUUGCCGGCUGCAUUCCGGUCUUCUUCUCGGAGCACACUGCAUACACACAGUAUCUAUGGUACGCGCCGGCCCGGCCCGAGGAGUGGUCCGUUUUCCUUGGUCCUGACCGGUCGGAUCGGAUCGAAGAGGAGCUGGACAGAAUUCCUAAGCCGUCGGUGGCCCGGAUGAGGGAGAGAGUUGUGGAGAUGAUUCCGCGGAUGACGUACGCCCACCCGAACGCUAGCUGGAGGGAGCUCGGGUUCCGUGAUGCUGUGGACGUGGCGCUCAUUGAGCUGACGAAGAUUGUGCGGGGAAAUGUGCUGCAGGUGUAACUUAUAACGCUUCUAAACUCACCGACAAAAGGCAACAUUUUGCCUACCCCGUUGAUUGCACGGAAGUUGGCUUGACCAUAAAUGACGAAGUAUUUUCCAUCCGGAAAAGGCUUAACACUUGUGUUUUUCUGUGAAAUAUCAUCAAUAAAAUUGCGGAAAAAACACGAACUUUAUUUGGUGAGCGGUGAGGGUUUGUGAUCACUGUAAUGUAACUUAUAAUUAUAUUGUUAAUUCUUCGGCUGAUUUAAGUUCAUUUUA
Messenger RNA from Dendrobium catenatum, 1953 nucleotides. Its product is annotated as probable xyloglucan galactosyltransferase GT17. The coding region runs from base 337 to 1695 and encodes 452 amino acids. The record is from RefSeq and is a predicted model, not a curated record. The transcript has a single exon. Gene Ontology annotation, molecular function: glycosyltransferase activity. NCBI's taxonomy places the organism in Eukaryota, Viridiplantae, Streptophyta, Magnoliopsida, Asparagales, Orchidaceae.